AUGAAAGAAGCCGGGUUGGAAGAAGUCUUGGAAGAUCUGUCUAGCCGGUUCAUCUUGAACUUGCCUGAAGAGGAAUUGGCUAGCCCGGAGAGGAUCUGUUUUCAGGUCGAACAGGCACACUGGUUCUACGAAGAUUUCAUCCGGACGGACCGCCCCAACCUCCCCUCGUUCAACCUGAAAUCAUUCUCGUCCCUAUUCUUCCUCUCCUGCCCGCUCCUCUCUCACUGGCUCAACCCCGGCUCCUCGGACGAUGGCGAUGGCGAUAAUGGGUACAACUACGAACGUCUCUGGGAACGGUUUAUGAAAUACAAGAACCGGGUGCCCGUCUGCGGCGGCAUCUUACUUGAUUCGGCGUGUGAGAUGUGUGUUUUGGUAAAAGGGUGGAAGAGCGGGGCUUCUUGGGGGUUCCCUAAAGGGAAGAUUAAUGAUGAAGAGGAGAGGUGGGGGUGUGCUGUGAGGGAGGUCCACGAAGAGAUCGGGUACGACAUCACCCCUUUACUCAACCUGGACGACUUUAUCGAGGUGACGAUGAACGACCAGAAGAUGACGCUGUUCAUCGUGUGCGACGUACCGAGGGAUGCCAAGUUUGAGACGUUGACGAGGAAGGAGAUUAGCGCGAUCGAAUGGGUGAAAUUGUCCGACUUGCCGACGUGGAGACGUCAGAAACGUAAAGUCCCGGGGAAGAAGUUUUAUUCGGUCGCCCCUUUCGUUGCGUGA
Filobasidium floriforme is the source of this 717-nucleotide messenger RNA. Its product is annotated as Dcp2, box A domain-containing protein. NCBI's taxonomy places the organism in Eukaryota, Fungi, Basidiomycota, Tremellomycetes, Filobasidiales, Filobasidiaceae. The record is from RefSeq and is a predicted model, not a curated record. Gene Ontology annotation, molecular function: manganese ion binding; 5'-(N(7)-methylguanosine 5'-triphospho)-[mRNA] hydrolase activity; RNA binding. Gene Ontology annotation, cellular component: P-body; cytoplasm. Bases 1 to 717 code for a protein of 238 amino acids. Gene Ontology annotation, biological process: nuclear-transcribed mRNA catabolic process, nonsense-mediated decay; deadenylation-dependent decapping of nuclear-transcribed mRNA. The transcript is spliced from 5 exons.